Pistacia vera is the source of this 753-nucleotide messenger RNA. Its product is annotated as ALA-interacting subunit 3-like. The transcript has 7 exons. The record is from RefSeq and is a predicted model, not a curated record. Lineage: Eukaryota; Viridiplantae; Streptophyta; Magnoliopsida; Sapindales; Anacardiaceae. Gene Ontology annotation, cellular component: plasma membrane; Golgi apparatus; endoplasmic reticulum. Bases 1 to 753 code for a protein of 250 amino acids.
AUGAAGGGAGGAUCGGCCAGUUCUGGAGGCACAGAUGCUCCUUCAAAUUCUUCUUCUUCUUCUUCCAGAACCAAGAAACCCAAAUAUUCUAAGUUUACCCAGCAAGAGCUUCCGGCAUGCAAGCCAAUUCUAACACCCGGAUAUGUGAUUAUGAUAUUUACUGCCGUUGGUGUCAUCUUCAUCCCAGUUGGUCUCUUUUCAUUAUUUGCAUCAGAAAGUGUGGUGGAAAUUGUGGAUAGAUAUGAUAUUGAUUGUGUUCCUUCUAAUUAUUCCUCAAAUAUGCUUGCAUAUAUCCAAAGCACUGCCACUAACAAGACCUGCACUAGGAGUUUGAAUAUUACAAAGGAAAUGAAAAGUCCUGUUUUUAUCUACUAUCAGCUUGAUAACUUCUACCAGAAUCAUCGUCGAUAUGUUAAAAGUCGAAGUGAAAAACAAUUGCGGAGUAGCAAAUAUGAAAGUGAUACAAAAGACUGUGCUCCUGAGGCCACAUCAAAAGGUUUCCCAAUUGUUCCUUGUGGCCUUACUGCAUGGAGUUUGUUCAAUGACACAUAUGGGUUUUCAGUGAAAAACAAGGCGCUAGAGGUUAGCAAGAAGAACAUAGCCUGGAAAAGUGACAAAGGGCAUAAAUUUGGGUCUGAUGUCUAUCCCAAAAAUUUCCAGACUGGACAGUUGAUUGGAGGUGGAAAACUCAAUUCUAGCAUACCAAUGUUUCUCAUUACUGGUUUGUGUAUGACAGUUGAGCGAACAAGAUGA